GGACAAACAAUUGAGUUCCCGUUUUCGCAAAGCGACGCGUGUAAGGACUGGGGUGUCCACUGCCCGGUAGCCAAGGCCAGUCACCAGGAGUUUAAGCUUAAGAUGCCGGUCGAGAGCUCCUACCCUAAAGUGAAACUACACAUCCGAGUGGGACUGGAGGACGCCAACGGAAAGCUACUUAUUUGCCAAGAGAUCCCUGCUGAAAUAAAGUAAACCCUUAUACAUUAUAAACACAAUCGCAUUUAAAUAAAGUAUGAAAUACUUUGUAAAAAAUAUUUAAAUAAUAAAAUAAACUCAGUUUUAUCGUAAAUACA
This is a messenger RNA of Oppiella nova, 314 nucleotides long. The record is from the annotation of a GenBank genome assembly. Lineage: Eukaryota; Metazoa; Arthropoda; Arachnida; Sarcoptiformes; Oppiidae.